AUGGGCGGAGAUAAAGAGCCAGCUGUGCGACUGGCGCCCUGGAGCCUCGGGCGGGGCGCGGGCGGACCUUCGCUGGUGACUGGUCACAAGUGGCCUGACCCGGCUCCUCCCUCGGUCCGCCGUGACAAGUUUAUCUUGUGACUGCCGCCGCAGCUACAUAUUUCUUCCUAGAUUGCGGAGCGUUCUUAUCCACCAUGCGUUUCCUGCGCUGCACGAUCCUUCUGCUGGCGCUCGUCGCCGCCAUCCGGGCCGAGCCCCUGCGCUUCAAGGACUGCGGUUCUAAGGUCGGAGUUAUAAAGGAGGUGAAUGUGAGCCCAUGCCCCACCCAGCCAUGUGAGCUGCACAAAGGCCAGUCCUACAGUGUCAAUGUCACCUUCACUAGUGGCACUCAGUCGGAGAACAGCUCUGCCACAGUGUACGGCAUCCUGGCAGGACUCCCCGUCUUCUUCCCCAUCCCUGAGUCCGACGGUUGUAAGUCUGGAAUCAACUGCCCCAUCCAGAAAGACAAGACCUACAGCUACCUGAAUAAACUCCCAGUGAAGAGUGAAUACCCCUCUAUAAAGCUGGUGGUGAAAUGGGAGCUUGAAGAUGACAAAAAGCAAAACCUCUUCUGCUGGGAGAUUCCAGUGGAGAUCAAAGGCUAAACUCUUUGGCACCCUGUGUCUGUGUGGGGUGAGAGGUCAUGGCUGGAGGGAAGGGAAGAAAUAGAAGAGAAAUCAAACCUGAAAUUAAACCAGUGCCGUAAGAUGAACAUCCAGAGACUGGCUGAGAGGUGCAGCAGAAAGUUGGCUCUGAAUGCUUUUGCUCUUCUUUGUGGUCAGCUCUUGUUUCUUGUUCUUCAGAGGCUUUCAUUAAAGAUGAUACUUGGUUGCA
Messenger RNA from Microtus oregoni (creeping vole), 873 nucleotides. It is a transcript of the gene Npc2, whose product is annotated as NPC intracellular cholesterol transporter 2. Gene Ontology annotation, biological process: intracellular cholesterol transport; cholesterol efflux. NCBI's taxonomy places the organism in Eukaryota, Metazoa, Chordata, Mammalia, Rodentia, Cricetidae. The transcript is spliced from 4 exons. The record is from RefSeq and is a predicted model, not a curated record. Bases 195 to 644 code for a protein of 149 amino acids. Gene Ontology annotation, molecular function: cholesterol binding.